AUGCCGCUCAAAAAUCGCCCACUUUCAACCAGGCAUCCUAAAAUGCACAAGUAUCGGCAUUCGCCUAGCUUCGACAUCUCUCAUUCGAAUGAAUCAUGUGGUGAGCAUUCAAGCAGCGAACAGGACUCACCCCUAUCAGAAGAUAGCAAAAGUGUUUCCAUAUUGACAGCCAUGUGGGAUUUUGGUCAAUGUGACCCUAAACGCUGUACGGGAAGGAAACUUGUUAGACUUGGUGUUACGCGUUUACUCAAGCAAAAAGAGUCCUUUCAUGGAAUAGUAUUAACACCUACUGGAGCACAGUGUAUCAAUCCCUCAACUGAUAAGGACAUUGUUUCUCGAUGUGGUAUCGCGGUGAUUGAUUGUUCCUGGGCACAAACUGACAACACUCCGUUUCAUCGGCUUAGAUAUCGGCAUGGGCGGUUACUUCCUUAUCUUUUGGCUGUCAACUCUGUUAACUAUGGGCGUCCACACAAGUUGAGCUGUGUGGAGGCACUUGCAGCUUGUUUGUACAUUCUUGGUUGGGAGAAUGAAGCACAUGAUUUGCUCUCCUACUUUUCAUGGGGUCCCUCCUUCCUUGAAGUUAAUAGUGAGCUCCUUUCAACCUAUCGGGCAUGUAGAGAUAACGCAGAGGUGUUGCGUGCUCAGAAUCUGUACAUGGCACAGCUAGAGGCCAAAAAUAAUAGAAAACGAUGUAGCUACGCCGAUGUCUAUGCGGAUCUAAAUGAAGAAAUGGGUUCAGAUCAUGAGAACUGCAAAUUGGAGGAAACGGAAAACCAAGGAGCUGGUGACAACAAAUCCCACGAUUCUCAGGAAGUCUGCGUAGGUAGGCUUGAUAGUUUGUCCUGUUGCUUUUUAUAG
This is a messenger RNA of Hydatigera taeniaeformis, 858 nucleotides long. Lineage: Eukaryota; Metazoa; Platyhelminthes; Cestoda; Cyclophyllidea; Taeniidae. The record is from the annotation of a GenBank genome assembly.